CAUGCUUGCGCUUUAUUGUGUUUACCGGCAGAAAAAUUGUUUUAUAUUGGAAUACGGACUUCGGUUUCAAGUAGGCAAGCCAAAGUAAUAAAUACUCACAAUGUCUGAAGAAACUUCCAACGUACAAAGCUUCAAAAUCUGUGGACUGUGUACUGAGAACCCAAGUAAAUACUGCUGUCCCCGCUGCGAAGUAUUAUACUGCUCCUUAGAUUGCUACAGAUCUGAAAAACACCAAGAAUGCUCCGAAAACUUCUACCGCAGUUGCGUGACAGAAGAACUCGCUUCAAAUCAUGUUGACGAUGAAUCUAAGCGCAAAAUGAUUGAUAUACUAAAGCGGAUGCAUGAGCAAGAUAUAGACACUGAUGAUAUUGAGGAGAUGCUAGAAAAUAUGGACUCGGAUGAUGAAGAGGGUGAGGAUCUUCAUGAAAGGAUUAAAGGACUAAAUUUAAAUGAUGCUGAUCAGUUAUGGGGAGCGUUGACAGAAGAUGAGCGGAAUGAAUUUGAGGCUCUUUUAAAUAAAGGUGAUGUUGGGGAUAUAAUGCCGCAGUGGGAGCCGUGGUGGAUGUUUAGAAAGAAAGAGAAAAAGGUGGAGGAAAUAAAUGAAGAAGAAAAUGAAGCACUGAAAAAGUGUCCAGAGCUAAAGAAGGUUCCGGCUUUAGAUUCAUUGACUACUGUGCAACCCUCCCCAGCCAUAAAGUUCAACAUAACAAAUGUCAUAGCAUCCUACGCAUUUACGAUGAGAUACUUCAACGGAGACAUAGAACCCCUAGAAUGGGCAACAUAUGUCCUCAAUGUGUGUGCCAAUUUGGACUCCAAUGCCAACUUUGAUGAUCCUGCUUUGGCUGUUGAGUCAGUUGUCCAGAAAUGUUUACAGAGUGAACUUAUUGAAACAGACGCGCCAAGUCUAGAAGUCAUGAAACAUGAUACCUACUUAAUCCUCCAGGGGCCCAGCAAAGACCAAAAACUCCACUACUGCAAAUCAGCUCUCUCAGAUCUCUACAGGGUAUUACAUAGAGCCAAAUCAGUAUCAAAAAUACAACCUACUGAUGAGAAGAAACAGAAUAAUGAUAAAGCGUUUUCUAAGAAGUUUCCGGAACACGGAACUGAACACUUACCUCCCUUGGAUGGGAACAAGUUAAAGAAAUGUAUGAAGAAAGUUGAAUAUUACUUGUCCUUCCUUGAAAGUCAUAGUAUGGACUUCGAAUGAAAACAUACGAAAUGUGUAAAAAGUUAACGUAAUAUUUGUAAGAAUAAUUAAAUAUGAUAAGUUACCAUUA
Leguminivora glycinivorella is the source of this 1277-nucleotide messenger RNA. Its product is annotated as zinc finger HIT domain-containing protein 2. The transcript is spliced from 4 exons. The record is from RefSeq and is a predicted model, not a curated record. Lineage: Eukaryota; Metazoa; Arthropoda; Insecta; Lepidoptera; Tortricidae. Bases 101 to 1207 code for a protein of 368 amino acids.